Messenger RNA from Leptonychotes weddellii (Weddell seal), 1324 nucleotides. RefSeq names its product IZUMO1 receptor, JUNO (gene IZUMO1R). Lineage: Eukaryota; Metazoa; Chordata; Mammalia; Carnivora; Phocidae. The record is from RefSeq and is a predicted model, not a curated record. Gene Ontology annotation, biological process: sperm-egg recognition; fusion of sperm to egg plasma membrane involved in single fertilization; cell adhesion. Gene Ontology annotation, cellular component: external side of plasma membrane. Gene Ontology annotation, molecular function: signaling receptor activity.
GAGUGGGCCACGUUCUCCAGGUCAUCCAGCUGGCCCGGGGCAGAGCAAAGGGCAGAAGUCAGCCGCUGACCAGAGCUCAGGAUCCUUCCCGCUCCCGGGUCUCUGCUUCUCUGAGGAAGUGGAAGCCUCCAGCUCCAGCCACAGGAGGCCCCUCGACCUGGGUGAGAUGGAUGCCCUUGAACUAGCGCCACCUGGAGCUCUGUGCCCACACCUGGGCGGCUGGGGAGUGGAGGGGGCAAUAAAUGGGCAAGAUGGCAGCCUCCCAUCUCUGGAAGUGGGAGGGAGCGGCUCCUGCUUUGAAAGCAGGCGGGGCUCCUGUCUGCAGUCGGCCAUGGAACGGUGGUGGCAGCUCCUGUUAGGGCUGUGGACAGUCACGCCGCCCACCUGGGCUGGGGACGAGCUGCUCAAUGUCUGCAUGAACACCAAACACCACAAGCAAGAGCCUGGCCCAGAAGACAAGCUCUACGAGGAGUGCCUCCCCUGGCAAGACAACGCCUGCUGCACGGCGGGCACCAGCUGGGAAGCCCACCUAGACGUGUCCCUGCUCUACAACUUUAGCUUGCUCCACUGUGGGGUGAUGAUGCCAGGCUGCGAGAAGCACUUCCUCCAGGCCGUCUGCUUCUAUGAGUGCUCCCCGAACCUGGGGCCUUGGAUCCGGAAGAUGGACUCGGGCGGGCCAGGAGAGCGAAUUCUGGAUGCGCCCCUGUGCCAGGAGGACUGUGAGCAGUGGUGGGAAGACUGCCGUACAUCUUACACUUGCAAAUCCAACUGGCAUGGCAGCUGGGACCGCAGUGGGGGGAAGAACCGCUGCCCUGCAAGGGCCGUCUGCCGCCCUUUCCCCCAUUACUUUCCCACCCCGGCUGACCUGUGUGAGAAGAUUUGGAGCCGCUCCUUCAAGGCGAGCCCUGAGCACCGGGGCAGCGGACAGUGCCUGCAGAAGUGGUUUGAGCCUGCUAAGUGCAACCCCAAUGUGGCUGUGGCCCGCCUCUUUGCCAGCACGGCCCUGUCCUGGGAAGCCUCCUACAUGCUCAUGGCCUUCUCCCUGCUCCUGUCGUUCCUAUCCCAAAGCCUCUUCUUCUCCCACCCGCAGUCCUGUGCUCCCCCAGCUGUGGGUCAGGCUGGGCCACAGCAGCCCCCUUUCUUGGGUCCUUCAAAUGGAGCAGCACAGGCUGGGGGGUAGGGGAGACACUGAGGCUGCAGAUGCUGGUACCCGAGCCGUGAACAUUCAGUUCAAGGCCUCCACCCCACCCCCCUCUGCUCUGUUCUGCCUUCCUCUGCCUGGAAGGCAGCCAGGGGCUGGGAGCGCCAACGUGACCUGCCCCCU